This is a messenger RNA of Nicotiana attenuata, 2297 nucleotides long. Its product is annotated as transcriptional corepressor SEUSS-like. Bases 16 to 2121 code for a protein of 701 amino acids. The transcript is spliced from 9 exons. The record is from RefSeq and is a predicted model, not a curated record. Gene Ontology annotation, cellular component: nucleus; transcription regulator complex. Gene Ontology annotation, biological process: positive regulation of transcription by RNA polymerase II; negative regulation of transcription by RNA polymerase II. NCBI's taxonomy places the organism in Eukaryota, Viridiplantae, Streptophyta, Magnoliopsida, Solanales, Solanaceae.
UUGGAAGGAGUCAAAAUGAGCUCUGAUAACAUCAAACUUGCUCCUUCCACCCCGUUGUUGGACGAGCAGAAACUGGUAGCUCGGCAGCAGCAUGAGCCAAAGUCACGGCGCAGAUCGCAGAAAUUCCAACAGAUUCAGGACAGCUCAAUGAGUGCAAAACAAUUUCAUGAAGAGAAUCCAAAACUAUUGGAGGACUUGGAUAAGGAGACGAGCAAGUCCCGUCCAAGUACGAGUGUGCUUCAGUCAGCAGAGCAACAAAAAACUACGGUCAUAAUAAAACGUGAAUGUUCAGUUCCACCGAUGAUUCCAGAACAUUCUUUGAGGAAGGACAAACAGCCGCUCAUUGAAGACUCAUUUCCGCCUACUUUUUCUCAAUUGAACUUAGCAUCUCCGCCUCCAAAUGCAUUCGAGAUGAACCUACUAUCUCCGCCGAUUAUUUCUCAGGUGAAUUUGAUGUGGAUGUUACAGCAGCAAAUGCAACUUGUGCGGACAGCUCAUGAGAAACGUUCAGAAAUUGUGGCUGAUGGAAGAUCAGUAUAUAAGCCAGGAAUGUGUGUUCAACGUUUGAAACAAUACAUGUACCUUCAGAAGCAAAGACCAAGAGACAAUGAUAUCGGGUUUUGGAGGAAUUUAGUUGCAGAAUUCUUUGCUCCCAAUGCCAAGAUAAGAACAUGCUUUUCAUUGAAUAAAAAUAGGCAACGGAUAAGUUGUCUUUUCCCUCAGGAGGCAUGGUACUGUGAGAUCUGCGAAGUGAGGCCUACUGCUGGUUUUGAGCUCAGCGCAGAAGUUCUACCUAGGGUAUGCAAAAUUAAGUAUGAUACCGGUAUGCUGGACGAGCUUCUUUAUGUGGAUAUACCUGAAGAGUAUUACACACCAUCUGGUCACAUUGUUUUGAACUACACAAAAGUAACAGAAGAAAGUGUAUAUGAGGCAGCACGAGUGGUCCGUGAAGGCCGGCUCAAGAUUGUGCUUUCUUCAGAUCUAAAGAUUUGUAUCUGGGAAUUCUGCUGUUCUUCUCACGAGGUGCUUAUCGAUCGAAGAUCAGUAAAUCCCCAGGUUCAUCAACUCAGGGAAGCAAUCCAGAAAUACCAAGCUUUUGUUAAGAGUUGCUCGGGGAUUGCUUCAGAAGAAUUUAAAAGAAACUCCAACAAGUUUACUUCAUCAAUAAGACAAUUAGCAAGAGUUUUGGACAAGUCUUUGAUCAAUGAUCUUGGUUAUACCAAGCGCUAUGUCCGAUGCCUCCAGACAGCAGAAAUGGUCAACGGCAUGAAAGAUCUAAUGGACUACAGCAAGAAAUACGGGAUCGGACCUGCAGAAGCCAUGGCCAGGUUGUAUCGUCAAUCUCUUGCAUCAAGUGUGACACAUAAUAAUUCAGGUGUAAAAGAAGAACCUCAACAACAUGCAGAGCAAGUGCAGUCAUACUUGUAUGACGACGCAAAAGAUGAGGAUUCUUCUGUAAUAAGUUAUACUCCUUUGUCAUCUAAUGAAGAAACAGAAAGUUCGAGUUUAUCCCAUCAUGCUGCAUCACCAACUGCCUCUACUGCUUCGUCCAAAAGGCUGGUUCACUUAGUAGACAUUGUCGAAUCUAAAAGAAAGAAACAAAUGACAAACUCAGGGGAGACUUCUCUUCUGCUUGCUUCGACCGAGCCUGUGAUGAAUCAGCCAAUCUCCACAACUCCUCCUUUUUCUUCCAUUAGGUCAUUUCUAGUUCAACCAUCUUCUGCUGAGAGAGUCGUCAACUCUAAUGCUACGUCAGUUGAACCUAUUGAAUAUCUGAGCUCCAAGGUAAAGGUUAAAGAAGAUGUUGUCACUUCUCAAAACAUAGCUGCUGCUGAAGAUGCGAUUGAUGCUAAUGUUCAGAAACAGAAGGAGAAGAAAAAUGACGAUAGUGGUAACUACUGCUAUGGCUUUGGAACUGAUGACAAAAGCGGUUACAUGGAACAGUUAGAAUCAGACAACUUGAAUGGGGUAAGUCUUUUCUCUGGCAUUCACAUUGGAUCUCCCUUGAAUGGCACGUUAAUGGUGAAUGAUACUGAUCAUAGCAACAACCAGCAAUUCAAUGACAAAUUGCUUUACUGGAAUGGAGAAAUGGACCCUAUCGAUGAUAUUCAGUUCGACUGAAAUAUUCUUUCAAGAUAACAUGAUUUCAUGGUGUUUUUCUGAUCAGUAGCAGUUGCAUGUUUAGAUACUUUAAUCAAGCAAGUUUCCUUUUUUCCUAUAAAUUUUACUGGUUUUGUAUUAAAAGGAGAUCUUUCUUCUUCCCUUGUUUUUAUACUAUAACUGCUUGUGCUUGAAAC